Molecule: messenger RNA, 1364 nt
Organism: Larimichthys crocea (large yellow croaker)
Lineage: Eukaryota; Metazoa; Chordata; Actinopteri; Sciaenidae
Exons: 3
Coding region: 283-1086 (267 amino acids)
Source: RefSeq, a predicted model, not a curated record
ACACUUUGUUGGAGGUGUUGAACCAUGAAGAGAUGUUUUUUUUAAUGUAUGUGUGUGUGUGUGAGUGUGUUCGAUGUCUAGACACACAAAACACACUUUGUCUGAUUUGUGGGCUUAUUUAAAACAAGUACACCAUUUAUGUUUUCUCGUGUGUCACGACUUCAGACGCUUUAACAUAAUGCAUCCUUUUGUUGUUUUUACUCUGCAGACAUCAGGAGGGUUUUUAAAAAGGAGGAUUCGAGACGCAGUUUUCUUUGUUUGCUCUGACACUGUAAGAGCAGAAUGGACGGUCACCAGCUCAAUAAUCCAACCUCGGACUCAAUCUUAGUGACUUCAGACAAUCAGGAACAGGAAAUAUCUUCAGACUGCAUCCAUACCACGAAAAACACGAGCUGUCAGCACUUCGGUCCAGUGGUCGGUCUGUCAACACUCUGCUUGCUGCUGCUUGUGUCCUGCGUAGCUCUUUCUGUCUUGUAUCACAAUGAGUCACACGGCAGACCAGAAUGUAAAAGCCUCUUCUUCGACUUCCAGAACAUCAGUAACAGCUAUCUCACUCUUACUGAAGCAAACAGCGACCUGCGAGGGGACAAUGAAGUCUUGAAGGAGCGCGGCGCCUGGCUGGACAAACAGACCAAAGUUCUUAACAGCACUUCAGCCAAACUCAUGUCUGUCAAUCUCGCUUUGAGUUUUGAAAGCAGCGAGUUGAUGAAGCAAAUUGUGAAUCUGACUUCUACAAACUUAAAGCUCACACAAGAACAUGAGCGUUUGGUCCGGCACACAUCCAAGCAGGAGGAAGAGAAGCGGAACAUGUCGCAAACGAUCAAAUAUCUGGUCGACUCGAAUGCUUGGCGAGAGGAUGAGGAGCGACGGCUCUCCGAGAUAAACAGCUUCCUGAACGAUGAGCUGUUUGAAGUGAAAGGAAAGAAUGCAGAGCUUCUGGAGAUCAACGACGGGCUUCAAAGAGAAAUUAAAAAUCUGAAUGCACAGAAAACAGACCUUCAAGAGCAAAACCAGAACCUGAGCAGCACAGUGAUGAAAGAGAGGCAGGAGGCAGCAGGCACCAAUCUUCCUCCAGGUACCGGCUGAGAAGAUCUGGAUGGAGCCUGAUGACUCGAAGCUCGGCGACCCUCUGGGAGAAGAUUGUGGACACAGAGACCAGUAAAAACGCACUAAAGUCCUGGAUGGAUGGCUCCUGUAAGAUACAAUAAAGAUGGAUCUGUGAUCAUCCACAAACAAUUCUGUUUAUUUCAUUUUGUGAAUAUAACAAUAAUACACUAAUUUGAAUUUGUAAUUUUCUUUAUGUAUGUAUAUCUUUGAUUCAGUCCAUUUCUUUUGCUCUCUAGCUGCAAAUAAAGACAGUUAUC